Molecule: messenger RNA, 345 nt
Organism: Fusarium pseudograminearum CS3096
Lineage: Eukaryota; Fungi; Ascomycota; Sordariomycetes; Hypocreales; Nectriaceae
Exons: 3
Coding region: 1-345 (114 amino acids)
Source: RefSeq, a predicted model, not a curated record
AUGACCGUCACCCACAUUCUUCUCGUCUCCUUCAAACCGUCCGCCUCACAGGCGACGGUUGAUUCGAUUUGCAAUCGCAUUAUUGCUUUCAAGGAGACCUGCCUUGAUCCCGACGGCAAGCCCUACGUCCUCGCCACGAGCGGCGGCAUCAAUAACAAUCCCGAGCACAGCAACAAGAACAUGACUCAUGGGUUCAUCAUUGAGUUCCGCAACGACGCAGACCGUGUGUAUUUCCUCAAUGUCGAUGUAGCCCACAAGGAAUUCGUCGAGCAUAUUGACCCAAACAACAAUGAUUUUCUCACUUUGGACUUUACCGAUGGUGUAUACGGCCCAUCGCUCACGUAA